UAUGACUAUUAGUUACAAGAAAGAAACUCCACUAGAAAAACAUCUUCACGAAUUUCGUGACUAUGAUUUUAAAAUCCAAGUUGAAAGAUUAAAUACGAAUAAUGCAAGAAUAUAUUUCGUAGAUAAAGAUAAAAAAAAAAUUCAUAUACCAAAAAAUGUAACUUGUUAUAAUUUAACUAGUAAUAUACAAGAGAAUUUCUAUAAUAUUAAUGGAACAGAAUGUUUUUUAAAUAGAAAAACUAAAGAAGAAAAGAAACCCACACUUUGGAAAGAUAGUGAUAACGUCGAAUUUAAAGAUCAAUA
Messenger RNA from Scutellospora calospora, 303 nucleotides. NCBI's taxonomy places the organism in Eukaryota, Fungi, Glomeromycota, Glomeromycetes, Diversisporales, Gigasporaceae. The record is from the annotation of a GenBank genome assembly.